Molecule: messenger RNA, 1340 nt
Organism: Thlaspi arvense
Lineage: Eukaryota; Viridiplantae; Streptophyta; Magnoliopsida; Brassicales; Brassicaceae
Source: the annotation of a GenBank genome assembly
UGUAUCUUUUCUUAAUUCGACUACUAAACAACACACAGAACAGUUAGUUGGAAAAGGACUUGUAACUUGUAACUUCUUUAGCACUCAAUAUUUAGGCUAUAACCUUACUACACAGACUAUCAAUCGAUCAAAGUGUUUACAUGUAACCAAACAAAAACAAAAAUCUACUAAACCGUCACUUAACACGUGUCACACAAUAAGACAGCAUGAGCAUGUACAUUCACAUUUCAUCAUCACCUCUUCCUCACCGCUAUUGCAUCAACAACAACAAACAGAGCAGCAUAGCACCAGGAAACAGAGCAACACAAUUUUCUAAAAUAAUUGUUUCUUGAAAAAACGCCAUGAGAUCGAGCAAUAACCUCAUAGGUCUCGUAAACUUCCUCACCUUCCUCCUCUCGAUUCCGAUCCUCGGCGGUGGAAUAUGGCUGAGCAACCGAGCUAACUCCACCGACUGCAUGAGAUUCCUCCAAUGGCCGCUCAUCGUCAUCGGAAUCUCCAUCAUGGUGAUUUCUUUAGCCGGAUUCGCCGGAGCUUGUUACGGGAACAAGUUCCUCAUGUGGCUUUACCUCUUCGCCAUGUUCUUCGUUAUCGCUGCUCUCAUAGGAUUCAUCAUCUUCGCCUACGCCGUUACCGAUAAAGGGUCAGGCCGGUUUGUGAUGAACCGGAGGUAUCUUGAUUAUUAUCUCGGUGAUUAUUCCGGUUGGUUAAAGGAUCGGGUCACGGAUGAUGGAUUCUGGGGGCAAAUCGGAUCGUGUGUUAGGGAUUCUGGAGUUUGUAAGAAGAUUCGAAGACAUUUAAACGGAGUUCCUGAAACUCCUCAGAUGUUUUACUACAGAAAGCUUACUCCUGUUGAGUCCGGAUGUUGCAAGCCGCCAACAGAUUGUGGCUAUACGUACGUGAAUGAGACAGUGUGGAUUCCAGGAGGUGAAAUGGUUGGACCGAACCCGGACUGUAUGUUGUGGAACAAUGACCAGAGACUACUCUGUUACCAUUGUAGCUCUUGCAAAGCUGGUGUUCUUGGUAGCUUAAAGCAGAGUUGGAGAAAAGUAUCAGUGAUCAACAUUGUGGUUUUGAUCAUACUUGUUAUCUUCUAUGUGAUCGCCUAUGCAGCUUACCGUAAUGUUAAGAGGAUUGAUAACGACGAACCUGCAGGUGAGGCUAGGAUGACCAAAUCUCAUCCUAGUCAUUUUCAGAUUUGACGAAAUUUUUACUUCAGUUUUUUUUCUUGGAUAAAAGAAGUUUUCAAGUUGUGUUUUUAUGACUAACAGGUUUUAUGUUGUUUUUAUUUCGCGCGUGUGUGUGUGUGUGUAUGUUUUAUAUGUUUGAUGAUGAUUAUGAUC